AUGGGUAGCUUAAUGUCUUGGAAUAUAAGGGGUUUGAACCGUCCCCUGAAACAAAGUGACGUUCGUAAUCUCGUGGCUGAAAAUAAUUUAGAGUUGUGUGCAAUUCUUGAAUCGCAUGUGGAGGUUAGUAAGCUGGCUAAAGUAUGUAAAUUUGUCUUUCGUAAUUGGAAUUGGACUUCUAACGGUGGUGUGUGUAGUCGUGGUACGAGAAUUAUUCUGGGUUGGAAUGCGGAUAAUAUAGAUGUUAUGGUUAUUGCCCAAACCGAUCAGAUUAUUCAUACUCAGGUGAUUUUUAAAGCGACCAAAAAAGUCCUAUUCUGUUCAUUUGUUUAUGCUGAAAAUAAAUAUCAAGAUCGUAGAUUGCUUUGGGAGGAUAUAUGUAAGCAUAAGGCGUUGUGUCAUGAUAAGCCAUGGGUAGUUAUGGGAGAUUUCAACUCUGCGCUAAAUAUUGAAGAUGCGUUAUAUGGUACAUCGAAACAAUCUAUUGGAAUGCGGGAUUUUAAUGAAUGCGUUCAACAGGCUGAAUUGAUGGACAUUAAUGCUCAUGGAUUGCAGUAUACAUGGAACCAAAAACCAAAGAGUGGAGUGGGUCUUUUGAAAAAGAUAGAUCGAAUAAUGGGUAACGUGGUCUUUUUGGAUCAGUUUCUGUCUGCAUACGCGAUGUUUCACCCGUUUAGAGUUUCGGAUCACACGCCUUGUAUCCUUAAAGGGCUGGGUACUAAUGGGCAUCGGCCAAGACCUUUCAAAUUUCCGAAUUUUAUAGCCUCUAAACCGGAAUUUAAGGAAAUGGUUCAGCUGGAAUGGAUGAACAGAUUUGAGGGAAUCACCAUGCUAUCGGUUGUCAAGAAGCUGAGAAAUUUAAAGCCCAAGCUGAGAAAAAUCUUAUUUAACCAAGGUAACCUGCAUGUGAAGGUUAAUGAAUUGCGUAAAAAAUUAGAUAAAUUGCAGGUCAUGAUCGAUCGUGAUCCUCUUGAUGGUCAGUUGCGCCACUUGGAAGCUCAAUGUUUGAAAGAUUUUCAAAAGGCUGCUUAUGACGAAGAAUGCUUUCUUAAGCAGAAGUCUAAGGUUGAUUGGCCGUGUGCUGGAGAUUCAAACACAAAAUUCUUUCAUAAAAUUGUCAAAUCCAAAAAUGCUAGAGUGAAAAUUUAUAGUGUUGUGGAUUCAAUGGGGACGAGACACGAAGGAGAUGGUGUAGCCGAGGCCAUGGUAUUACACUAUUCGAAUUUUUUGGGGGUGAAGGCUCAUGUAGGUACGGCUAACCUGGAAAAUUUAUUUUCUAAUGUUUUGAGUAAUGAGGCUGCCGAGUAUAUGAUACGUCCAGUCACUCGUGAAGAGAUUAAGAGCGCCAUGUUUAGUAUUGGAGAUGACAAAGCUCCAGGGCCUGAUGGGUAUACUUCGGUUUUCUUCAAGCAAGCUUGGGAUAUAGUGGGAAAUGAAGUUACAGAUGCGGUCCUAUAG
Molecule: messenger RNA, 1458 nt
Organism: Helianthus annuus (common sunflower)
Lineage: Eukaryota; Viridiplantae; Streptophyta; Magnoliopsida; Asterales; Asteraceae
Exons: 1
Coding region: 1-1458 (485 amino acids)
Source: RefSeq, a predicted model, not a curated record